GGACUCGCCCCAUAUGGGCGGGGCCUCUCCCCACCCACCCCAUCCCUUAUCGCGGGACGGGUCCCGACGGGGAAACGAAACCGAACCGGUGCUGGGGGAGGGCAGCACCCCGGCAACGGCAGCCCCGGCUCCCUCAGCUCCCCGGUACCGACACUGCCGAUCCUCGCUCCCCGGCAGUCCCUGCUCCCGGCACCCCCUGCUCCGGGACUCUGAUUCCGGCACUCCCCUCUCCGGGGCUCCCCGGCCCCCAACCAUGAUUCUCCGGAUGCUCCUGGAGUGGCUCGUGGCCACGGCUACUGUCACCCCGGUGCCUGAAGUUUCUCCCAACCUUCCAGAGCUGCUCCUGCAGCCCCCACUGGUGACCCCCUAUCCUGCCCCAGCCCCUCCAGGGGAUAUGAGGGGCCUUGUCCUGCCAGAGCCCAGCCCCCCUGCGGGCAUGGCCUCCCCCAGCCCCCCAGGUACACCCGAGGAGCCAGUCACUACAGCCAACAGCAGCACCCCAGAGCCCCCCGGCAGCCCCAGCCCACCGUGCCCUGGAGAUGAGGAGCCAGAAGCAGCCUGCGGGGAGCCCUCGGGGGAGCAGCAGGCAGCUGUGGCCGAAGCCGUGGGCACCUUCACCCUCCGCUUCUACCAGCACAUGGCAGCAGCUGCACAGCCUGGCACCAAUCUGCUCUUCUCCCCGAUCAACGUGGCCAUGGGGCUGGCGCACCUGCUGUUGGGUGCCCGUGGUGAGACCCGUGACCGCCUGGCCACUGUCCUGGGGCUGCCCCCAGAGCUAGGCUGCCUGCACAGUGCCCUCCGGCAGCUCGCCACCGCACCCGGGCUCUUCUCAGCCACCCAGAUCUUCCACCAGCCAGGGCUGCGCCUCCGGCCCCGCUUCCUCAACCAGUCCUGGCACUUGUAUGGCGCCCGGCCCAGCGCCCUGAGCGGCAACGAGACCCUGGACCUGCUGCAGGUCAACCAGUGGGUGUGGGAGGCCAGUGGGGGGUUGCUGCCCGAACUGCUGCCUGCCAUGCCCCCCCAGGCACAGCUGCUGCUGCUCAGUGCCGUGCAUCUCCGUGCUGCCUGGCAUGUGCCGCUGGACCCGGAGCAGACAGUGCCUCUGCCCUUCCUGCGCCCCGGCCGCCCCCCACUCCUGGUGCCCACCAUGACCAGCAAGAAAUACCCAGUGGGGUCCUUCACCGACCGCCACCUGCAGGCACAGGUGGGGCGGCUGGAGCUGAGUGAUGGGCUGAGCCUGGUGGUGCUGGUGCCAUGGGGACCCCUGGGGUCACUGGGGGCCCUGGAGCGGGCGCUGGACCCCCCAACCUUCCUGGGACUGCUGCGGCGGGCAGCCCACACCCCCCUCCGCCCCACUGCCCUGGCCCUGCCCAGGCUGCGCCUCGAUACUGCCAUCGAUGUGGUGGCCCUGGUCCACGACAUGGACUUCGGGCUCUUCCUGGAUGCGGAGCUGUGUGGGCUGGCCUGGGGCCCAGGUGUGGCAGUGGACACGGCACGGCACCGGGCAGUGCUGACGCUGGACGAGGCAGGUGUGGAGGCAGCAGGGGCCAUGGCAACAUCGGUGGCCCGCUCAGCCCUGCUGCUGGAGGCCCUGCGCCCCUUCCUCUUCAUCCUCUGGCAUGACAAUGGCAGUGUCCCCAUCUUCAUGGGCCGCCUCAGCAACCCCCAGCCCUGACACCCCCCUGCCCAUGCCUCCCUCCCUUCCUCCUGCCACCCUUUCAUCCCUCUCUCCUUCUUCCUUUCCCUCC
Molecule: messenger RNA, 1748 nt
Organism: Calypte anna (Anna's hummingbird)
Lineage: Eukaryota; Metazoa; Chordata; Aves; Apodiformes; Trochilidae
Gene: SERPING1
Product: serpin family G member 1
Exons: 8
Coding region: 14-1675 (553 amino acids)
Biological process (GO): negative regulation of endopeptidase activity
Molecular function (GO): serine-type endopeptidase inhibitor activity
Source: RefSeq, a predicted model, not a curated record